CGCGCCGUGCGGUGGACGAACGCUGCUGCUGCCGCAGAGCACACUGCUGCGAGACGCAGGAGCAACGAGGGCACAAAACAACCGGCAACCACGGCAACUUUGCAGAGACAACAGACAGCCAUAAUGCGGCACCGCCCGCCGACCCCGGAGCUGAUGUGACUGUGCACACCAAGAGCAGGGAGGAAGCGGCGGACAGCACCACCACCUCUCCCCGGUUUGCCUCGCCUCGUCUCGGCGUGAGCGGCAGGUCGGACGGUCGGUCUGUCUGUCUCUGUCUGUCUCUGUCUGUCUGUCUGUCUGUCUGGAGGGGGACAUGUCCUCACUAACCGUGGAGGAGGACCAGAAAUGGUUACCGACACACGUCCAGGUGACGGUGCUGAGAGGCAGGGGCUUGCGGGGCAAGGGCAAGCACGGCACCAGCGAUGUGUACACCAUCAUCCAGCUGGGGAAGGAGAAAUACUCGACCUGCGUGGUGGAGAAGACCACCGAGCCGGAGUGGAAGGAGGAGUGCUCGUUCGAGCUGCAGCCCGGCGGGCUGGAGAGCGGCGGGCGGUGCGGCUACCCGGCCGCGAGCAACGAGCUGAUCCUCACCGUGAUGCACCGGGCGCUCAUCGGGCUGGACGUGUUCCUCGGACAGGCUGUGAUCCAGCUGGAUAAGCUCUUUGGCGAGAGUAGAUGCGUGAAAAACGAGUGGUACAGACUCAACUCCAAAACAGGCAAGAAGGAGAAGGAGCGAGGAGACAUCCAAGUCACCGUCCAGUUCACCCGGAACAACCUGACAGCCAGCAUGUACGACCUCGUCAUGAAGGACAAGGGUGCCUCCACCUUCAGCAAGCUGAAAGAGCGCAUGAAGGGGAAGAGGAGAUCCAGCGAGGAGGACUCUUCCUCGGCCGUCCUGCCAGGCGGAUACGGGUCACUAGUUCAGUUGCGGCAGCGGCUGCCGAGCGAUGGAGGCGGGGAGGAGGAUUAUGAGGACGACGAGGGGGGUGAGGCCCGGCGGAGCAAGAUGAGGACCUUUUUCCUGAGAGGGAAGCUGAGGAAGUCAUCAGACACUCGCUCCAGCACAUCACUGGGCUCGGAGAGCAGCGAGUCGUCGUCGCGGGGUGGGAGCCUCAGUCCCACAGCCGGCAUCAGUGUGGUGGUGUCUGACCUCUCCAACUCGCCCAGUAACAGCAGCAACCUGACGGUAGACAACAGCCCAGAACACACGGCGAACACGUCACCCAAGUCGUCCUCUCUCAAAUGUGAGUUUGGUGAUGAGGCCGGUGAGAUAUCCAUAGCAGUGCCUCAGCCCACCGUGUGCGUUAACGGAAGCCAUGCUUAUAACGUCCAGCCCCUGGACCCAGGCUCAGGAAACCCUGCAGAUUCUUUAGGCCUGGGACUGUUGCAGAAGUCUUUGCCUCUCUCCAUGUCUCUACAGAACCUCAGCCCACGGGCCUCCACAGACCUCCCCAAAGGUCCUGUGGGAGACGGGCGUCGCUGGUCUUUUGACAAACCCGGCAAGGAGGAAAAGGCUGCCAUAGCGGCGGCUUUGGAGCAUAGCGGCCCCAUGCAGGGCGAAGACGAGGAGGAGGAGGAGCGUUUGGGACUGGUUGUUCUGCCCAAAGCCGCCUCCACGGCGGAGUUAGAAAGCCAGGGGAGGAAGCAGAGGAGGAACUUUUUCUCCCAUGGGAGAAUCAGUCAGGCCAAGGACGGGACUGAUGAGGCCACUGAGGAGAAACACAAGGGAUGGUUCGGAUCAAAGGACUCGCACAGCAAGCCCAGCCCCCACCCAGUGAAGCCCCUGACCACUGCCAUACUGGCUGAGGAGAAGCGGACUGAGGGCCGGUCAGUGCUGGCCACCGGCCUGGAGAAGCUCAAGUCCACCAUCCACCCGGGGAGGAGCAGCCAGCUCAGCGAGCAGGAGACAGAAAGGAAGAAGUCUCUGACGGAGGGAGCGGGCUCGUACUACCACCUGACCCACAGCGAACUGGUCGCCCUGCUGGUGCAGCGGGAGGCGGAGCUGGAGAGGCAGAAGGCGGAGUUUGAGCGUCAGAGAUUUCUGCUGACCAAGCGCGAGGUGGAGCUGAGGAAGCUGAAGCCGCAGGUCAGAGAUCUGGAGGACUACAUUGACACGCUGCUGGUGCGCAUCAUGGAGCAGAAGCCCACUCUCCUGCAAGUGCGCUCCAAGUUCAAGUGA
Seriola dumerili (greater amberjack) is the source of this 2179-nucleotide messenger RNA. RefSeq names its product rab11 family-interacting protein 5-like (gene rab11fip5a). The transcript is spliced from 5 exons. Gene Ontology annotation, cellular component: phagocytic vesicle; early endosome; mitochondrion. The coding region runs from base 314 to 2179 and encodes 621 amino acids. Gene Ontology annotation, biological process: regulated exocytosis. Lineage: Eukaryota; Metazoa; Chordata; Actinopteri; Carangiformes; Carangidae. Gene Ontology annotation, molecular function: small GTPase binding. The record is from RefSeq and is a predicted model, not a curated record.